This is a messenger RNA of Hordeum vulgare subsp. vulgare (domesticated barley), 1139 nucleotides long. Its product is annotated as abscisic acid receptor PYL4-like. The record is from RefSeq and is a predicted model, not a curated record. Gene Ontology annotation, molecular function: protein phosphatase inhibitor activity; abscisic acid binding; signaling receptor activity. Bases 135 to 809 code for a protein of 224 amino acids. The transcript has a single exon. Gene Ontology annotation, cellular component: nucleus; cytoplasm. Gene Ontology annotation, biological process: abscisic acid-activated signaling pathway. NCBI's taxonomy places the organism in Eukaryota, Viridiplantae, Streptophyta, Magnoliopsida, Poales, Poaceae.
CUAUUAUAUAUAUACGCCUCUACCCCCAUCAGCCUCCUCCCCAACCCUACCUUCGAAAGAAAUUCCACCGGCCGGCAGCACACGGCAAGAAAAGGACGGCGAGCGCCAGGGAGAUCACCGAGACUCGACGCACCAUGCCGUGCAUCCCGGCGUCCAGCCCCAGCAUCCAGCACCACAACCACCACCACCGAGUCCUAGCAGGCGUCGGCGUCGGCGUCGGCAUGGGGUGCGGCGCGGAGGCGGUCGUGGCCGCGGCCGGGACGGCAGGGAUGAGGUGCGGGGAGCACGACUGCGAGGUCCCGGCGGAGGUGGCGCGGCACCACGAGCACGCGGAGCCGGGGUCCGGCCAGUGCUGCUCCGCGGUGGUGCAGCACGUGGCGGCGCCCGCGGCGGCGGUGUGGUCCGUGGUGCGGCGGUUCGACCAGCCGCAGGCGUACAAGCGGUUCGUGCGCAGCUGCGCUCUUGUGGCCGGCGACGGCGGCGUGGGCACGCUCCGCGAGGUGCACGUCGUGUCGGGCCUCCCCGCGGCGUCCAGCCGCGAGCGGCUCGAGAUCCUGGACGACGAGAGCCACGUGCUCAGCUUCCGCGUCGUCGGCGGCGAGCACCGGCUCAAGAACUACCUCUCUGUCACCACCGUCCACCCAUCCCCGGCCGCGCCGUCCAGCGCCACCGUCGUCGUGGAGUCCUACGUCGUGGACGUGCCGGCGGGUAACACGAUCGAUGACACCCGCGUGUUCAUCGACACCAUCGUCAAGUGCAAUCUCCAGUCGCUGGCCAAGACCGCCGAGAAACUCGCCGCCGUGUCGUGAGACCUCCUCCACCUCCCAGGAUGCGAUCGAUCCUUUUUUCCCGGGGUGGGAUGGAUGUGUGUUUCUUCGGCGCGUGAGCAUUUUUUUCUCCCCACUUGGUUCUCUUCGUCACACAUUUGACCAUCUCGUUUUCUCCUUCUUUUUUCGCUCGUUGUUGUGAGAUGCAUGCAUGCCCCUCUCCUCCCUGCUUGUCCAAACAUUCAAGAAUGACAAGUACCAUUGAUAGACUUCAAAUUCACUAUAUGUUUGAGUUGCUCUCUGUAUAUAUGUGGUAUAGAUCUGUUCUCGUGUACACGCAAAGUAUAUUCAUCGACAUCGGAUGUUCAUUCA